Condylostylus longicornis is the source of this 1926-nucleotide messenger RNA. RefSeq names its product piggyBac transposable element-derived protein 4-like. The coding region runs from base 1 to 1926 and encodes 641 amino acids. The record is from RefSeq and is a predicted model, not a curated record. The transcript is spliced from 2 exons. NCBI's taxonomy places the organism in Eukaryota, Metazoa, Arthropoda, Insecta, Diptera, Dolichopodidae.
AUGGCAAGAAAAUCAAUGAAACCACAUGAAAUAGAACAAGAAUUGGAAGAAGAUAGUUCUGAGGCUGAUUUUUCUGACGGAUCUGAUGAUUUAUACGCCCCGUCGCAACUAGAUGAAGAAUCUGAAGAUAUUUCUGAAUUUGAAGAUGUUUCUGAAUCUGAUACGGGUUCACAUAAUGAGGAAUUUCCGUUAAUAACAGGAGAUGAUGCAGCAACUGAACCUGCGUCAGCAGCUGAACCUCCGACAAUAGCUGAACCUACAAUAGCGGAUGAAUCUGCAACAGCAACUGAAUCUGUAGCAGCGGUUGAAUCUGCAACAGAAGCUGAAAUACCUGUAAAUAAUAUUAAUAUUUGGAUGGAUCCGCCGAUGAAUUUUGUACCUAGAAAAGAUAUUUCGCAGAUUCGUAAAUGUACAUUGAGUCCUAAAGUAUCUCGCUAUCAUACUGAAUCAGAUGUAUUUUUAAGAUUUAUGCCAAUAAGUGCAAUAAAAUACAUCGCGCAAUGCACUAAUCAAAGAUUAGAAAUUCAUCGAUCAUCUAAGAGUAAUCGUAGUUCUGUAAAGGACACUGAUUACGGAGAAAUAAUGAUAGUUUUGGGUUGUACAUUUAUAAUGUGCUACAAUCGUGUACCAGCUAUAUCUGACUAUUGGUCCAAAAAAAAGUCGUUACAAAAUCUGGCAAUAAAAGAAGCAAUUUCACGGGACAGAUUUCAAAUAUUGAUGGCAAAAAUGUACUUCGCCCCCGUAGAACAGCCUUCAAAUGCACCAAAAACUUAUUACAUGGAUGAUAUUGUUAAUUGCUGUAAAAAAACUUUCCGAGAAAUGCGGCAAGAUAGCCCAUUCCAGAGUAUAGACGAGAGCAUGACCAAAUUUCUGGGGCGUUUUUCUAUGAAACAGUAUAUGCCAUUAAAACCAAUUAAACGUGGUAUUAAAAUUUGGAUGAGAUGCGAUUCUUUGACUGGCUAUACCUAUGAUUUCAACAUUUAUUCUGGUAAGGAAACCGGAUCUUUACAUGGCACUCUUGGAGAGCGUGUUGUGAAUAAAUUAAUGGAAACUGUUACCGAAACUGAUGUUACUCUAUGUUUUGACCGAUUUUUCACAUCAGUUCAUUUGGUAAAUACUCUCCCUUAUCCAGCCCUUGGAACAUGUAUCGCAAAUCGAAAGGAUCUUCCAAAAAUAACCGCCAAGCUUGAAAGGGGUGAAUAUAUAUUUAAAAGUAAUCAACAUGGUACAAUGGCUGUGAAGUGGCAAGAUACGAAGGAGGUAUUGGUUUUAAGUAAUUGCCAUACCAAUACUGUUGGAACUGUAAAACGUAAAAUGAAAGAUGGUCAAAAGUUAGAUGUGCCUUGUCCAGACAUUAUAAAAUGUUACCGUUAUGUCAUGGGAGGUGUUGACUUGGCAGACAAAAUGGUUGGCGUCUAUGAUUUGGACAGAAAAUCUACAAAAUGGUGGAAAAAAGUUUUUUUUCGGCUAAUAAUGACCUGUGCAGUAAAUGCUUGGAUUGUUUAUUCUGAAAUUCACAGAGAAAAAAAACCAUUUAAAGAUUUUCUUGUUGAUUUGUCUGAACAACUUAUAGCUAAUGGGAGAAAAUCUGCGGCGAUAAAGCGUACUAGAAAAGACGGAAGGAAUUCGAAGCGUGCACGUUUAUUUAACAAUAUUGGUGAUCAUUUACCAAUUCUUGGAACUAUGCGACGUCGUUGUGAAGGCUGCAAAAGAAAGGGAAAAGAAAGUAGAACACGACAAAUGUAUGAACAUUUGGCUGAUGUAGAGGUAACUGAACGACAAUAUCACGACAUAUUUGUUAGUGAAUUUAACAUUUCAUUUCACAAACCUCGUAAAGACCAAUGUAAUAUUUGUGAAUCCUAUAAGAAUCUUGACAAGAAAGAAACAGCUUCUCAAGAGAUAUCUCAUCAACAUUUAAAAAAAUAA